Molecule: messenger RNA, 4694 nt
Organism: Catharus ustulatus (Swainson's thrush)
Lineage: Eukaryota; Metazoa; Chordata; Aves; Passeriformes; Turdidae
Gene: NAA35
Product: N-alpha-acetyltransferase 35, NatC auxiliary subunit
Exons: 23
Coding region: 254-2431 (725 amino acids)
Biological process (GO): N-terminal peptidyl-methionine acetylation
Cellular component (GO): NatC complex
Source: RefSeq, a predicted model, not a curated record
GAGUUGGGGUGGCUUGUGGGAAGAGGAGAGCCUGAGGGGCCUGAUUGUCCCGGGAUGCAAGGGGGAAUUUAAUUUAUUUCAGUUGAUUUCCCACGUAUUUCCUCAUCCCAGCCUGCUGAGCCUGACAGUGCCUGCGGUCGCUUGAGACACCCGACGGGACGUGAGCCUGGCUGGGACGAGGGGACCCCCGGGCUGCUGUUCAAAAAGCCUUUUGAUCCUCCCCUUUGUUUUUGGAAUUUAAAGGUGCAACAUCAUGGUUAUGAAAGCUACAGUAGAAGAUGAUGAUUCAGGAUGGGAACUUGGUAUGCCUGACAAGAUGGAAAAGAGUAAUACCAGCUGGAUAGAUAUAACCCAGGAUUUUGAAGAAGCUUGUAGAGAACUGAAGUUAGGAGAACUGCUUCAUGACAAGCUUUUUGGUCUUUUUGAAGCCAUGUCUGCCAUUGAAAUGAUGGAUCCCAAGAUGGAUGCUGGUAUGAUUGGAAACCAAGUUAACAGAAAAGUUCUUAACUUUGAGCAAGCUAUUAAGGAUGGCACCAUUAAAAUAAAGGAUCUCACUUCACCUGAGCUGGUAGGAAUAAUGGACACAUGUUUUUGCUGUUUGAUAACAUGGUUAGAAGGACAUUCCUUGGCACAGACAGUAUUCACUUGCCUUUAUAUUCAUAAUCCAGACUUCAUAGAAGAUCCUGCUAUGAAGGCUUUUGCUCUUGGAAUCCUAAAAAUCUGCGAUAUUGCCAGAGAAAAGGUUAACAAAGCAGCUGUUUUUGAGGAGGAAGAUUUUCAGUCGAUGACUUACGGAUUUAAAAUGGCCAAUAGUGUGACAGAUCUUAGAGUUACAGGUAUGCUGAAAGAUGUAGAGGACGACAUGCAAAGACGAGUGAAGAGCACUCGAAGUCGACAAGGAGAAGAGAGAGAUCCAGAAGUUGAACUUGAACAUCAACAAUGUUUAGCUGUCUUCAGCAGAGUCAAGUUUACCCGCGUCCUACUGACUGUCCUAAUAGCAUUUACAAAAAAAGAGACAAGUGCAGUUGCAGAAGCACAGAAACUUAUGACUCAGGCAGCUGACUUGCUCUCUGCCAUACACAAUUCACUGCAUCAUGGUAUGCAGGCACAGAAUGAUACCACUAAAGGAGAUCAUCCUAUUAUGAUGGGGUUUGAGCCACUCGUUAAUCAGAGACUGCUGCCACCAACUUUCCCCCGCUAUGCAAAAAUUAUUAAAAGGGAAGAAAUGGUCAAUUAUUUUUCCAAACUAAUAGACCGAAUAAAAACUGUAUGUGAAGUAGUCAACUUAACUAAUUUGCACUGUAUACUGGACUUUUUCUGUGAGUUUAGUGAGCAAUCACCCUGUGUUCUUUCAAGAUCCCUGUUACAGACAACUUUCCUAGUAGAUAACAAGAAGGUGUUUGGCACUCACCUCAUGCAAGACAUGGUAAAAGAUGCCUUAAGAUCUUUCGUCAGUCCUCCAGUACUUUCUCCAAAGUGUUGUCUUUAUAAUAACCACCAGGCAAAAGACUACAUUGAUUCCUUUGUGACACAUUGUGUUCGGCCAUUCUGUAGUCUGAUUCAAAUCCAUGGACACAACAGAGCUCGUCAGAGAGAUAAACUGGGUCACAUCCUUGAGGAAUUUGCCACACUACAGGAUGAGGCAGAGAAAGUAGAUGCAGCGCUUCAUAGCAUGUUACUGAAGCAGGAACCACAAAGGCAACAUUUGGCUUGCUUGGGCACCUGGGUCCUAUAUCAUAAUCUUCGUAUUAUGAUACAGUAUCUUCUCAGUGGCUUCGAGUUAGAACUUUACAGUAUGCAUGAAUAUUACUACAUCUAUUGGUACCUCUCCGAGUUCCUCUAUGCCUGGCUGAUGUCAACGCUGAGCCGUGCUGACAGCUCUCAGAUGGCAGAGGAGAGGAUCAUGGAGGAACAACAGAAAGGCCGUAGUAGUAAGAAAACAAAGAAGAAGAAGAAAGUUCGCCCUCUCAGCAGAGAGAUCACCAUGAGUCAAGCAUACCAAAAUAUGUGCGCUGGGAUGUACAAGACAAUGAUUGCCUUUGACAUGGAUGGCAAAGUAAGAAAACCUAAGUUUGAACUGGAUAGUGAGCAAGUUAGAUAUGAGCACAGAUUUGCUCCAUUCAACAGUGUUAUAACACCACCUCCAGUGCACUACCUGCAAUUCAAAGAAAUGUCUGAUUUAAAUAAGUACAGCCCACCUCCUCAGUCAUCAGAUCUCUACAUGGCAGCUAGCAAGCACUACCAGCAAGCUAAAAUGAUUCUUGAGAAUAUUCCAAAUCCAGACAAUGAGGUCAAUCGAAUUCUAAAAGUUGCAAAACCCAAUAUUGUGGUCAUGAAGCUGCUGGCCGGAGGCCAUAAAAAAGACUCUAAGGUUCCUCCCGAAUUUGACUUCUCUCCUCAUAAAUACUUCCCAGUUGUGAAGCUUGUUUGAAGGACAAGAGAUUUUUGUUAGCAUACCUGAAGAGUAUCUGUGUAGCAGAUACCAGCUCUAGGAGAGAGAGUAACUAGUGCUGCACUCGGACGACGAGGGACAUCCAGGAUAAAAGUACCGUUUUGUGGAAUAUCUAUAGUCUGCUGCCUUUAUGUGAUUUGAAUGACAACUGCUGUUUUAAAGUGGUUUGUAUAAAGUUUAUUGGAUUGUAAGCUGAUUUUAACUAUUAUUAAAGAACAUUGUAUCUUAGUUGAUAUUAUUACAGAUUUUGAUCAAAAAUAGUUGUUACUAAUGCAUUCUUACAAAGUGGUGGGUUAGGAACUGAAUAAAAAUCAUGCAGUAGAGCCUCAUGUCUGAUGUGCACAGCAGAGCUACUGCAAUUCUGCAUUUAACAAAGUCACUUGGAGAGAUUUUGAGUUUCUAUUUUUUUGCUUAAUUGUAUCAGAAUUGCUCACUUUGCAAGUAGAGAAAUGCUGGGGGUUUAUUCUCACCACAUCCUCCAAGCUAAAACAAUCUUUACAGAGAUCGAGUACAAUGAAAUUGGUCAUUUAGCUAGUAAGUGAGUGAUUCCUAGUUUGAAUUUGUUCCUUUGUCUUUGUUCUCGAAGCGCUGGAGAAUCUGCACUGCAGACAUUGUAGCAGGCACUAUUUACCCAUUCUGUAACUUUAUUACAAUCCUAGUACUUGCUGCUGCAAACGAAUGAUUGCUACACUUGCAUGGUCUUUAUUCUGUAUUUUUGACUGCAAUGGGGCCACUGGAUCCUACUGUGUUAUGUAGUAAUUUACAGGUAUAAAUAUCCAAAAUAGUUGAAUCCGCAAACCUAUCUUAUUCCUUCAUGGAAUAGUUCUGCCUUCCAAGCUUUCAGAUGUGAAAUUAUGGAGGUAAGCUGUUGUGUUGUAGCAAGGAAAAAAUGUUCAAAAAGCAGACCUGGCACUGGCCAAGUCAGACCAUACAAGCAAAUCCUUUGCUGGACAGGAAAAUUCUCCAUUUUGGUGUAGGGUGACUUCCACCACAGGGAUGAGCUUGUAAGUCCAUAUUGACCAUACAACACCAUAUUUUUUGGUGUUAAUCUGAUCACCUGAUUUUAAUCACCUGUGGAUUAAUACCACUUCAGCUUCAUCCCCUGAGCAGCAGCACUGCCAAGCUAGAGCUUGAAAACAAUGAGUAACCUCUGAAGUGGAAAACCCACUUGUCUUCCAGCAAUUUGCAGCUUCCUGAAAUAAGCAGAAGUAAUGUCCUGAAGACAGGUUUUUUUUCCAAAUUCUCUACUAAGGAGAUGGUAUAUCACAUUACAUGUUUGCUCAUGAUUAUCAUUAAUAUACUUGAAUGCUUCCAUAUAGCUGCCAAAGGAAUAAAAAGCCUGGAAUACGUAGAUGUAAAAUGGCACUGAGCAUUCACCUGGCUUCUUGUAAAGCCACAAAAUCUUCCCCAUCUUUAAGAUCCUGAACUACAUGACAGUAGGUCAAGGACAGCCUUUUGUUAUUUCUCCAAAGCAAGCAGCAAGAGAAUGCAAAUUACAUGUGACUUGUGGAACCAAGAAAAUGGCAAUAAUAAUAUUUCCCAUUUUCAUUACAAUUAGAACCGGAUAAAUUCUACAGAAUAACAUCAAUACACUAGAGCAGAUUACUUUUAAAUGCUUACCUAAAAUGGAUCAGGUUUAGUUGUAAAGAAAACAAAACAAAGGUGCUAAUAUAGCAACAAGAUGAUUAGAGAAAAGUAGUAAUGCCUCACACAACUUAAAAUUCCAGUUUUAAGAGAGACAACACUAUGUACACCACAGUUCCAAAAUUAAUUUCUUGUUCAACUAAAGGUCUUUUAAUUCUAAAAUUCUAUACAGUAGACAUACAGGCCUCUUGCCUACUAGUAAUCUACCACCCAAGUUAGAUUGAAGCACUUGAAGUUAUUGUGAAUAAUAUUGUAGUCCUUCAUGCUUUUGAACAUUGCUUUUAUGCAGGUUUUCAGACCCUUUGCCCUCAGAGGUUUGCAAGUGUGCUUUGUACAGAGGUGGCCUUAUUUAUGGAGGACAACAUCCAGUUGGCUAGGAGAAGCCCAAAAAUGUACAGAUGCAUAGCCAAAACAAUUAGUUUUAAAAUAACUCUCUGGUACUAUAUUAAUUACCCUAAAGUGUUUAAUGCUUUGGAGUUUUUAACUUGAUACUGGUAAAGCUAUUCAUUCAACUUGAAUAUAAUGUUUCACUGUCUAUUUUUUACUGUUAGAAUAUAUGCUUUUUAACAAUCAAUAUUAAAUUCCUGAUCAACUUCAA